Messenger RNA from Lachancea dasiensis, 1608 nucleotides. NCBI's taxonomy places the organism in Eukaryota, Fungi, Ascomycota, Saccharomycetes, Saccharomycetales, Saccharomycetaceae. The record is from the annotation of a GenBank genome assembly.
AUGGCCUACCUGCAGAGCUUCAAGAACACAUUCUUCGUCGAUGCUCUUGAAUACUUUCGAAUUGUUAAAGAACAAAGUUGUGAGCGAUCGAACGAAAACUCUGUAGUAGCUGAUACUUCAAGCAGUAUUGAAAUUCCUAUAACGGAUAAGGAUUUAGAAGUUGGACCGGUGCAUUGCCAUGCGAACGAAUUCAAGGAUCCUUUUCUGAUAGAGUGGAUCGAUGACAGUGAUCCCGACCAUCCACAUAAUUGGUCUAAUUUUCGAAAAAGUUUCAUAGCAAUAGAGGUUCUUUUACUGUCCUGUAUAACAUACAUGGGGUCUUCCAUUUACACACCAGGACAAGAAGCAAUUCAGAAUGAGUUUGGAGUUGGCCAUUGGGCGGGGACACUGAACCUUUCUCUAUAUGUUUUAGGCUAUGGAAUUGGACCCAUUUUCUUGGCGCCAUUUUCUGAAUUUGCUACCAUCGGGCGGCAACAUAUUUACAUCUUUACUUUGUUUGCCUUUGUUUUGUUUCAGAUAGGAUGUGCGACAGUGAAAAAUUUUGGGGGCUUGAUUGUUAUGCGCUUUAUAAGUGGAGUUCUUUCAUCCCCAGCAUUAUCCACUGGCGCUGCCAGUAUUGCUGACGUUAUCAAAGAUGAACGAAAACUACCACUAGUCAUAGGUUUGUGGUCUAGUGGAGCUAUCCUUGCUCCUAUUAUUGCUCCUUUGUUAGGGGCUUGCAUGCUGGUAGCUGAAGACUGGAGAUACAUUUUUUGGUUGUUAACGUGGAUGGCCACGGCAAACCUGAUAACCUUGAUUUUCUUCUUCCCAGAAACGUCUCCCGAAAACAUACUUUAUCGCCGCUGUAAAAGGAUUAGAAAGAUGACGGGGGACAACAGAUAUUAUACGAUCAGACAGAAAGAAGAGGAGAAACUCAAUAUGUGGCAGUUCUUCAUCGCUGCAGUAUUGAGACCAUUUAAAAUCAUUUACCAUGAGAGAAUUGUGGCAUAUUUUGACAUUUACAUGGCGCUAUUGUACGGUUCACUUAAUUUGUUCUUUGAAUCAAUUCCAAUCGUGUUCCUUGAGAUCUACCACUUUUCUGUGAUAGAAAUGGGAGUGGCCUAUAUGGGGUUCACUGUGGGCAGCACAUUCGGAUACUUGGCUCAAUGUAUAUUCCAAUUGAAGGUUAUAAACCCAAAAUUUGAUAACGGUACAUUCCAGCCAGAAUCCUUACUGCUUCUUGAUAUGGCUCUUGGAUGGAUAUUUCCAGUUUCAAUGUUCAUAUUUGGUUGGGGUGCCAGUGUCCAUUGGAUGCUGGUUGAGGUAGCAUUAGCCCUUUUCAUGUUUUCUGUUUUCACCCUCUUUCAAAUCUCACUUGCCUACCUUGCCGUGUGCUAUCCCCGCUACGUGGCCUCUGUAUUUGCAGGAAGUACUCUUACAAGGGCCAGUUUUGCCUGUGCUUUUCCGCUUUUUGGAACGACGAUGUAUCGGCAUUUGGCAACAGAAAAAUUCCCGGUUGGAUGGGGAUCUUCCGUCGUGGGAUUUGCAGCAUUGAUUGUAUCCAUUGUCCCAUUUUUCUUGUACAAAUACGGCCGGAAGUUGCGUGGUGUCUCGGCUUUCGCUGAAUAA